Messenger RNA from Rangifer tarandus platyrhynchus (Svalbard reindeer), 1683 nucleotides. The record is from the annotation of a GenBank genome assembly. NCBI's taxonomy places the organism in Eukaryota, Metazoa, Chordata, Mammalia, Artiodactyla, Cervidae.
AUGCCUCAAACCCGCUCUCAGUCACAGGCUACAAUCAGCUUUCCAAAAAAGAAACCGUCUCAUACAGUGGACAAAGCUAAAAGCUCCAGUGACACCAAACUAGAAUUGACAAAUGCCCAGGCUAUCCUGCUUUCUCCCUGUGCAAAAAUUCUGCCUCUUAGCCCCAGAAAACGUCUGGGUGACGACAACCUGUGCAACACUCCCCGUUUAUCUCCCUGUUCUCCACCAAAGCAAGGCAAGAAAGAGAAUGGUCCCCCUCGCUCACAGACAUCAAAGGGACGCAGAUUGGUAUUUGACAAUCAGCUCUCAACUAAGUCUCCUAGCAAAAGAGAACACACCAGAGUUCACCAAAACAAAACACAUUCCUCAGUUCCGAAAGGUCAGGACAUCACAACCAAUUCUGAGCAGAGAUGUCCGCUGGAGAAAGAACCUGCAUGUCUGAGACUGUUCAAGCAAGAAGGCACUUGCUACCAGCAAGCGAAACAGGUCCUGACUACAGCUGUCCCGGAUCAGCUGCCUGCCAGGGAAAAGGAGAUGGCUGUCAUCAGGAAUUUCCUAAGAGAGCACAUCUGUGGGAAAAAAGCUGGAAGUCUUUAUCUUUCUGGUGCUCCUGGAACUGGAAAAACUGCCUGCUUAAGCCGAAUUCUGCAAGACCUCAAGAAGGAACUAAAAGGCUUUAAAACUAUCGUGCUGAAUUGCAUGUCCUUGAGGAGUGCCCAGGCUGUAUUCCCAGCUAUUGCUCAGGAGAUUUGUCAGGAAGAAGUAUCCAGGCCAGCUGGGAAGGACAUGAUGAGGAAACUGGAAAACCAUAUGACUGCAGAGAAGGGCCCCAUGAUUGUGUUGGUGUUGGACGAGAUGGAUCAGCUGGACAGCAGAGGGCAGGAUGUCUUGUACACGCUCUUUGAAUGGCCGUGGCUAAGCAGUUCUCGGUUGGUGCUGAUAGGUAUUGCUAAUACUCUGGAUCUCACAGACAGAAUUCUGCCGAGGCUUCAAGCUAGAGAAAAAUGUAAGCCACAGCUGUUGAACUUCCCACCUUAUACCAAAAAUCAGAUAGCCACCAUCUUGCAGGAUCGACUGAAUCAGGCGUCUAAUGACCAGGUCCUAGACAAUGCUGCCAUUCAGUUCUGCGCCCGCAAAGUCUCUGCUGUUUCGGGAGAUGUUCGCAAAGCGCUUGAUAUUUGCAGGAGGGCUAUUGAAAUUGUAGAGUCAGAUAUCAAAAGUCAGACUAUCCUCAAACCACUCUCUGAAUGUAAAUCACCCUCUGAGUCACUGGUUCCCAGGCGGGUUGGUGUUAUUCACAUAUCACAAGUCAUCUCUGAAGUUGAUGGAAACAGAAUGCCUUUGAGCCAGGAAGGAGCACGAGAUUCCUUCCCCCUCCAGCAGAAGAUCUUGGUCUGCUCUUUGCUGCUCUUGACCAGGCGGUUGAAAAUCAAAGAGGUCACCCUGGGGAAGUUACACGAAGCCUAUAGUAACGUCUGUCGCAAACAGCAGGUGGCAGCUGUGGACCAGUCAGAGUGUUUGUCACUUUCAGGUCUCUUGGAGGCCAGAGGCAUUUUCGGAUUAAAGAAAAACAAGGAAACCCGCUUCACAAAGGUGUCUCUGAAGAUUGAAGAGCAGGAAAUAGAGCAUGCGCUGAAAGACAAAGCUUUAGUUGGAAAUAUCUUAGCUACUGGAUUGCCUUAA